AUGAUUUUCAUUAUUAUUUGUAUCUUUCUUUUUCAACAAUUACAAAACGAUCGAGUUCUUGCUGAUAUUGUUGAUGUCAGCGCUGAUUUAGAACUUAUUCGUGUGUAUUAUAAUAUGCCUGGACUAUCUGCUUUAGCUUUCAAAAAUGGAAGUAUUGUUGCACAAGGAGCAUCAGGUUAUCGACGACUAGGUAAUCCAACACCACUUCUCGUCACUGAUCGUAUUAAUCUUGGUUCAUGCUCGAAAUGGAUGACAGCUACACUGGCUGGUCGUCUAGUUGAUUGA
This is a messenger RNA of Adineta steineri, 285 nucleotides long. Lineage: Eukaryota; Metazoa; Rotifera; Eurotatoria; Adinetida; Adinetidae. The record is from the annotation of a GenBank genome assembly.